AUGAAAUCAAACAUAUCAGUAACCACACUAGCUUGUGCAGGCAAGUGUUUAGAUACAACAGUGAAAAUUAUCUCCGAUAAUGUGUUGAUUUAUUUUAGAACGUCAGUUUCCAUUGUGCUGAGCAUUCUGGUUUCUGUGGUUGGAGUUAUAGCAAACGUCUUCAACAUCAUUGUCUACUACAAGCAAGGAUUCAAAGACAGUGUCAAUAUCACCUUUAUGGCCCUGUCCGUUUGGGAUCUAGCUAUUUGUUUCUUAUCUGGUGUUACUGCUGUCCUUUUUGUCAUUGAAGUAUAUUUUCCCAUACCUAAUUACAACGUAGGGUCGAUCGGAUUUGUUUAUGUAGCAUACACUAGAGCACUUAUGUAUAUUCUAUCUACACUCACAACCGUCUACCUCUCAUGUGAGAGAUGUCUUUGUGUCCUGACCCCUUUGAAGAUCAAAGAUAUUUUCACUAGACCUAGGACUAUCCUGGUAAACGUGGCCAUCAUUAUGCUUGGUGUGGCUUCCAUCAGCCCUGCCUGGGCUACACAGAGAACUCACUGGCUGUUCAAUCCAACCAACAACAUAACUCAGCUAGUUCUAUGGCUGUCUGCAAACAGACGUGAUAUUGACUUAUUCAUUGGCACCUUGACUGGUAUGCUGUCACCUAUUGCAGCUCAAGUGAUAAUCACCAUAAGCAGCGGGUUCAUGAUUCACGGCAUCAACAAGUCAUCAAAGUUCAGAAACACAACCAAUUUAGAGAGGUCAAGAAAAACUUAUAAUUCCAAGAAUGAAUCAAAGAUAGCUGGAACAACAUUCCACAAAACAAUGAACAUGAUGACUAACAAUGAAUUAAAACUAACAAUAGUUGUAGUUCUACUGACUAUAAUAUUUUUCGUUUGCAAUUUGCCAUUGGUUAUGAAUGUUUUUGUUAGAGUGUUCUUUCCAGAAGUGGAUAUAGGAAAACCACAGGAAAACCUGUACGAACUUCUUUACUCGCUGGUUUUUCAGUGUGUGUUGGUCAAAUCUACAGUCAACAUUUUUGUGUAUUAUUACGCCAGCAGCCGAUAUAGACGCGAUUUUUUAAGUUUAUAUUGUUGA
Molecule: messenger RNA, 1080 nt
Organism: Candidula unifasciata
Lineage: Eukaryota; Metazoa; Mollusca; Gastropoda; Stylommatophora; Geomitridae
Source: the annotation of a GenBank genome assembly